UAACAGACCUAUUGUCUUUCUCAGCGUUAAACAGAGUAUCAAACAAUCCUAUUUAAAUACCGUCGAUUGCGAAACGGAUGGACGGCUUCUAUCCAAGGGUUAGAAGUGGACUAAAUGGCUAAAAUAUUCUGGAUGCCCUAAUAUGGACUCUUCUAAUGAUGACGAGAAAGAAAAGCUGAAAAAUAAAGAUUUGGCGAAAGCCCCACAAAAGCCGCUACAAACCUUACCAGAAGAACCGAGCGACCUUAAAAGUCCAGACGAGGUUCUCACGCCCACUAAUCUGAAGGCUGACUUAGCAGCGAACGAAAUAUUAUUGACUUGGGGACCACCACAGGGUCUGAAAGGGCACCAGGUCUCAUACGAGGUAGAAUGGAAGAAGACGACGGAUACAACCUGGUCAAAGGCUGUGACCAAGGAAAAUAGGUUCCUCUUAAAAAACUUGGCAGCAGAGACGGACUACGAUAUGAAAGUGUCCGCGUAUGAGAGGACCAUAGAACCUCCCCCUCCUGAGGAGGAACCAGAAGAAAAAGAGAAAAAGCUAUUCGAGAAGAUGACAUUAUUUCCAGAGGGUUCGACUGUAAGCCAAGCAGGAAGUGAACUGGAGGCAUUUACAGAGAGAACGAAAGAAAUUUCAAAACUAUUGGCUGAACUUGAGAGAACAUUGGCGUUUCAAAAACGUAUCAACAAAGGUGAAAAAAUACCGAAGCAUCUAGAAUCGAAACUCCACCUAGAUGUCCUAAAACCAGUGAGAAGGAAAAAUUGUCCUAAAAGAAUUCUUUUGGUAAUUUCUAAUGAGAUGUUUACAAGAUCCCCUCAACUUUCAGCAGCUACAAAAGUUCAAAGCGAAAUUACUCGAUUGUUUGAACGCGAUUGGAAAGUCGAAGGCGAUCAUGUGAGGAAAAUAAAAAAUGGAACAAGGGCGACAAUUCUGAACGAAAUUGACAAGCUUCGCCAGAGACUUGAUUUUUAUAAUCACAAAAUGUUUAUUUGCAUCAUCCUUAGUUACGGAAGUAUAGAAGGCUUCAGGACAAUGGACGAAGAAGUGAUAGAUUAUCAGGAAAUAUUCUCCAUGUUAAAUGGAGCAAACUGGGUGCAAUUCAGUGAAAAGCCUAAAUUUUUCUUCAUUGAUGUUCAUCCAAUUAAAACAGAAAAAACUGGUCAAUACCCUCAGGAUGUCCAUGUCAACGAACUGUCACAAGAAGAAUUGGAAGUCACGUGGCAACCCCCAAAAUCUUUUCCAACCACUGACCUGAACUAUCUCGUGAAUUGUUAUAGUUUAAGUGACCAGAGGAUUCAUACAAAAACUCAUGAAAUAAUUGCCAAGAAAACUAGCUGUGUCCUCGACAAACUCCAAAAAGAUGUGACAUACAAGAUAAGUGUGUGGUCCAUACAGGCUACGACCCAGAAGAAGCGAGGACUACCCACGCAAACUAAGUACAUCAUCAAAGAAAAAGGUGAGGAACCUGAAAAGUUAACGGCAGUCUCCACUUCAUACGAUUCCAUUACGAUAUAUUGGCCUCUGUCAUUGGAAGGCAGACAGCCGCCUUAUUUUGCAAAAUACAAAGAAAAGUCAGCAAGCAACUUCAAAAGAACUGAGCUGCUUCUAAAUGAAAGCGAGGAGAAUCAAAUUCACGUUCUGAACUUUUUACUUAGUAAUAAGGAAUAUGUAAUAAGAAUAUUUGCAGGGAGAUCGAAAAUUUUGAAUGAAGUGACCGUCAAAACGUUAUCAAAACAUCAGCCUCGAGGACUUUCAUUGAAACAUAUAACCCCAUUUGAGAUUCAGCUGGCUUGGGAUCCUCCAAACAUCUCGAUCAGAAAGACUUACAAGUACAUCAUCUCGUAUCAAUCAAAGAAUGCCCCUAUAAGUACCAUUGAGACGAGAAAAGAAGAGUAUACUCUGACGGAGAUGAUACCCGAUGUAGUGUAUACUAUAUGGGUAACGGCUGAAAAAGAUGGCAUUAAAGGCGAUCCAACCGAUUCUAUAGAGUGUCAUACUCCAAGAUGUGGUCCCCAGAACUUACAGAUAGAUGCCCACGAGCGCGGCAUCCGCGUGUACUGGGAUGAGGCCAUUGUGCCAGCAGACACCGAGAGUCUUAAUUAUAGAGCCCGCCUCCAAAAUGAAAAUAUGCGACCAAUGGAAGCUGAGAUCAUUAGUACUCCUGAUGCCAAAUAUAGUUACGCUUGUUAUUUCCGGGAUCUAUGGACUGACACACAGUAUACCCUAGUCAUCACCACAGUCAUAGAUGAAGGAGAUUGGGAUCCGCCCACGGAACUACAGAUCAAGACCAGGCGAGAUCCACGCACGAGUGAUCUUGAACCCCAUGACAAUAAUUUCAUGGUAGCCUACUCGAGCACACUUGGGAUGGAAGUUGGAGAGAAAAGACAAGGGGGGAUAUUUUUACCAGUCCUGUUUGAAAAUUUAAGAGAUCACUAUGACUCGAAAAAUAUCGUAGAAAUAAUGGAUAUUGUAGAAGAGGAAGUUCAGAACCGAAGUGCAGUAACAGGAAGAAUAAAAAAGGUCGUGACAGUCAACUCACUGCUAUCUCGACCCAGAUUCUAACAUACCGUUAACACGUCAUAGGUCAAUAAAGACGAUUUUAAUGGAGAACUACACAUGUAUCAAUCUAUCAAAUGGUUUGUUCAACACAAGGUUAACAACGUUUCUGAUACAUAAAAUCAUUACCUGUAUCAUAUUUCUCUUUCACAUGAUAUAUCAUUCAUAAGAUCAUAAAAGACGUUUCUGUUCCACAUGAUAUUAUUUGUUUACUAUUGCAUGGAUUUCCUCGUGAUUGCUUGAUGCUUGACCUACACAAUCUCUGAAGAGGAAAAAGCAUCCGCUGCAUUUAGUGUGGCGUAUGGAAAAGUUAAAUUAAGUGCAAAUAUCUUUCUUGUAUUGACCUUUGAAAAGUGGACCUACUUGUAUUGUCUUAAGGUACAUUAGUUACAAGGUUACAUUGGUUACAAGGUUACAUUUAACUUGAGGAAAAGUGGUCCUAUUUGUAUUAUUUUAAGGUUAUUCAAGGUUCAUGUUUCAAGCUUAUUUCAUACAUUAAAUACUUCUUAACGACAUAGGGAGUGAAGUUAUGGAUUUUGUUUUUAUAUCACUAAUUACAUACAACCCUACUGCAGUAUCAGUCUACUUCAGACUCAUUGAUACAGUGUCAAAAUAUGUAUGUAUGUAUAUAUAUAUAUAUAUAUAUAUAUGUACUACGAAAAUAUGAAAUAAAAAAAUAAAAUAAAACAUGUAAAUUAGUUCCUUUCAUUUUUUUUGAGAAAGGUGAUGAUAUCGAACAGUGUUCAAUCUCAUUACUCUUAUAAGCAAUACAAAAUGGAACAUUGGG
Molecule: messenger RNA, 3341 nt
Organism: Ostrea edulis (European flat oyster)
Lineage: Eukaryota; Metazoa; Mollusca; Bivalvia; Ostreida; Ostreidae
Exons: 16
Coding region: 143-2560 (805 amino acids)
Biological process (GO): proteolysis
Molecular function (GO): cysteine-type endopeptidase activity; protein binding
Source: RefSeq, a predicted model, not a curated record